Messenger RNA from Closterium sp. NIES-65, 861 nucleotides. The record is from the annotation of a GenBank genome assembly. Lineage: Eukaryota; Viridiplantae; Streptophyta; Zygnematophyceae; Desmidiales; Closteriaceae.
AUGUAUACCCAAUACAAGCUAUUGGAUUUGGUGGAGGGAAAGGAGAAGAUGCCGGAGGCCGCGGAGCUGAAAGGAGCGUGGAUGAAGCGAUCGUUCGACGCGUACAUGCUCAUGGUGCAAGCGUCAUGGUCUGCCCUAGCGACCAACCUCAACUCCCAACAACCCCAAUGGAGCGUGGAUUACAUUCGCGCGCGCAUCCUAGAGGAGGACCUGCGGAGGCGGAGUGUGGAGCGCUUGGAGGAGGGGGCUGGCUAUGGAUUUGGAGGUGGAAAGAGUGGCUUCAAGAAGAAGUGGAAGGGCAAGAACAAGGAUAACCCUAAGGAGGAUGGCGUCGGGGGUCAAGGGGAGGUGUGCUUCUAUUGCAAGAAGCGCGGACAUCGUUGGCGGAAGUGCUACCAACGACCCAAGGAUUGGACCCCGCCUUCAUCAAGCAACCAGCGUGGUGGCACAAGGAGUGGGGGAGUCAUGGGAGCUAGUGGAGAGGAGAAGGAUGAGGAGAAAGGCGGCAAAUCUGAGGAGCGGAAGGCCGGGUUCUUCUUCUUCGUGAACGAAGGCGCAACUGACCACGCUAUGGCUGCCAAGCUGCACCUUGAGGAUCUCCCUGGGUCAGAGCUGACCAGUGAUCACAGUGGCGGUGGUGAGCAGCAAGGCGCUGGUCCUACUGCGGAGGAGGGGUUGGAGGAUGAGUCGGCACGUGUGGACUCACCAUCUCAGCCCGAGCCUGCUGCAAACACCAAGGUCACCAAGAGGAGUGUGCAGAGAGGAGCUUCACCACAUGGGCAGCAGACUGUAACCCGUGAGAAGAGAGUGGCAGCAGCACCCUCAAGGCUGAAUCAUGCGGCUGCUGGACGUUUUUACUUU